Loxodonta africana (African savanna elephant) is the source of this 18804-nucleotide messenger RNA. RefSeq lists its product as uncharacterized. The record is from RefSeq and is a predicted model, not a curated record. The transcript is spliced from 10 exons. Lineage: Eukaryota; Metazoa; Chordata; Mammalia; Proboscidea; Elephantidae. Bases 12579 to 13262 code for a protein of 227 amino acids.
GGUUUGUAGAUUGUUAUGUAUGUGAUCGAUUCACUUGUUUUUCCGUGUCUUUGUUGUAAGAGGGAUCCGAGGUAGCGUCUGCCUAGUCUGCCAUCUUGGCUCCGCCUCUAGAAUCUGUAUUUUUUAAAAAACUUCUGUGAUAAAGAUUGCUCUUUACCAAGCUUGUUUCUUUUUAUCCCUGAUGCCAACUAACUUAUAUUUACUAGUCCCUUUGCUGGAAAAAAAAAAAAAAAUUUUUUUUUUUUUUGCUGUUAGGGAUGGCCAUAUGAUUGAGAUCCUUCUAUAGGAAAUUAAGCAGAAAUGUUGAGUGUCACUUUAUCCAUUGCAAAUACGAAGCCCCCUUGAUCAAUCCUCUCUCUUCCCUACCUUCUGUCUGGCAGUUGUAUGUAUGACAGAGCAACACUGGAAACGAGGGGUCAAAUAGAGCUGAGCAUCUGUCAGCCUGGGUCGUCUCCACCCUCCUCAAACUGAUCAUUAACACUGAUUUUGGUCUUUCUGUAUGCAUGGAUUAAAAAUAAACUAUUGUGUUAUGCCACAGUUUUGGAAUUUACCUAUUAUAACAUCCACUGUUACAUUAGCCAGUAUGGUUUCUUAGAUUACUAUUUAAUGAUCAGAGUUUGGGAACCAUGGCCCUUUGUCUAUGCCAUUUGUAUUUUUAAACUCAUUUAUAUGGUAGGGUAGUCUUCAGUUUCAAACAAUGUAUCGCAUUAGGCAAAUCUGCUGCAAAGACCUCUUUAAAUUUUUAAAAAACAAAGAUGUCACUUUGGGAACUAAGGUGCACCUGACCCAAGCCAUGGUAUUUUCAGUUGCCUCAUAUACUUGUGAAAAUUGGACAAUGAAUAAGGAAGGCUGAAAAAGAAUUGAUGCCUUUGAAGUAUGGUGUUGACAAAGAAUAUUUAAUAUACCAUGAACUGACAGAAGAGCAGACAAAUAUGUCUUGAAAGAAGUAGCAGCCAGAAUGCUCUCUAGAAGCGAGGAUGGUGAGAUUGUAUACUUUUGGCAUGUUAUCAGGAAGGACCAGUCCCUAGAGAAGGACAUCAUGCUUGGUAAAGUAGAGUGUCAGCAAAAAAGAAGACCCUCAACAAGAUCAGUUGACACAGUGGCUACAACAAUGGGCUUAAACAUAGCAAGGAUUGUGAGGGUGGCACAGUUACUGGGCAGUAUUUCUUCUGUUGUACACAGGGUCGCUGUGAGUUGGAACUAACUCGAUGGCACCUGACAGCAAUAGUCUUCAGUUGUUUACUUGCAGGCAUUGUAGGGAAAUUUUGAAUUGGGAAUGGUGAAAGUCAGAAAGAACCUACUUUCUUCCUAAGCAUGAUGCUCUGAAGGUUUGACUGUUACAAGUGAUCACUACAGAGACUAUUUUUUAUGUUCUCAUGAAUUACUGGAGUCCUGGUGCCAUAGCGCUUAAGAACCCAGAUGCUAACCAGAAGGCCGGCAGUAAAUCUACCAGCCACUCCUUGGAAACGCUGUGGGGCAGUUCUGCUCUGUCCUGUUGGGUCGUUAUGAGUUGGAAUCGACUCGACAGCCUCACGUUUCAGUACCAGACCGUUUUGAUUGAUGUUUUCUACUGGUCAAGUUUUGAUGUCCUAUCAAAGAAGAAUAUCCACAAUUAUCUGAAAAGGCUGUUUUGUGACUUGUGGAAUUAAAGAGAGAGAUGCCUGAAAACUAGAGACAGAGAAGUAUAUUUUUCAGAAACGGGAAGAAGGAAGACUAUAGAGCUUGAUAUGGCCCUCAGGAUUUGUUUUUAGGAAGACAGGAGGAAAGGAAGACAUCUCAGGAUCCCAUUUCGAGGGUCCUUUGGCUACAUUUCCGCUGUCAGAACAUUUUCUCCAAGAUUCCUGGGCCAGACACCUGGAUUUCCAGAUGGGUUUUGUAGUCAAGGAGAUUUUUAUAGAGGGGAGGUAUUUCAGUUAUGUAGAAAAGUUCAGUUAUCUAAAGAAUUUAUUUUAUAAAAUACCACAAAACUUUGUGACUUAAAACAACAGCAAUUUAUUACUUUUCAUGAUUUUGUGGACUGACUAGUAUCAGCUGGGUGGUUUUGUUCCACAUGGUGUAGCUGAGGUCACUCAUGGGCUACAUUUAGCUGGAAGCCCGGCUGGGACUAGGACAUCUAAGGUGGCCUCUCAUUCUCUAAUACCUCUCACCAUUUGGUAAUCUAGCCCAAGUUUCUUCAUACCAUGGCAUUUAGCUUCCAAGAAGGAACAUUUCAAGAGGACAAGCCCCAAGAUGCAAGCACUAAUCAAGCCUCUGGUGGCAUCGUUUUGCUAAUGUCUCAUCGGCCAAAGCAAGUCACAUGAUCAAGUGCAGAGUCAGUGUGGGAGGAGGCUACACAAGGGUGCAAGCACCAGGAGGUUUUGUUCACUAGAGGCCACCACUGUAACAAUUUACCACAAGUGAGCAGGGCAAUUUUGCACACCAGGUCUCCUCAAUUGUCAGUGCUUAGGUAUGGAUGCGUAACCUAAGAUCUGGUCCUUGACUUUGCAAUUCCAGAAACUCUAUGUGAUUAGGGGUUCAUGCUUAGCCCCAUGCUUUUAUCUGAAAUUGCCUCUCAUCAUCACUUGAAGACGUGAAUUUAGGUUGUCAUAGUUUUAUCUCAGGACUCUGUUUUCUUGGCCACAGAUGGUUGAACCAGAGUGGACACCUGACCUAUGAUUCUGUUGGCUGAGCUGGCCCAGUUGGACUUUCUCCUGUGACUUUGGAAUGGGAAUACUGAGAGACUAAGACCCAAACUGGUGAAGAGAUUAUAGAAGAUCUAGAUACUCUAAAAUGAGUUUGGAAAUAUAUCUUAACUCCUGAGAUGACUUGAAAAUGAGACUGCUAAACCAUAGUUUAAGUGGUUAAGUGCUAUAGCUGCCAACGAAAAGGUCGGCAGUUCGAAACCGCCAGGUGCUCCUUGGAAACUCUAUGGGGCAGUUCUACUCUGUCCUCUAGGGUCACUAUGAGUCAGAAUUGACUCGACGGCAGUGGUUUUAAACCAUAGUUAUAAAGAGAUUGGCUGCUAACCAAAAGGUUGCCAGUUUGAAUCCACCAGCUGCUUCUUGGAAACCCUAUGGGCAGUUCUACUUUGUCCUAUAGGGUCGCUAUGAGUUGGAAUCAACAUGGUGGCAACGGGUAUUCACUAGUGGAUGUAUGUUUCUGCUCAUUCUCUUAUGCUCCAUGACAAUAUCUAGCUGCAAAGGAGGCUGGGAAAUGUAAUCUUUAGCUGAGUAGCCAUGCACCCAACUACUAUGAAAGAAGGAGAAAAUAUAUUUUAGUGAAGACUUAGCUGCUGCCUCCUUCCCCCCUACCCUCUCCCCAUGCAGCAUAUAGUGUUCAAUUCAUGGUUACCUUUCAGGAGGGAGAAAGACAAGAGUGUAUUCAGAGGGAGUAAACAGGAUGAUGAAGGCCUUAAAAUCAGGCCAUAAGCAGAUUGGUUGAACACUUGGGGAUUGUUAUAUUGAAUAUUUAGGAAAUGAAAUGGCUGCCUUUGAAUGUUUUAUGUGCAAAAAGAGAUAAAGGCUAUUCUCUACAGCCUCCAGGAGUAAAUAUAAGAUAAUGAGAGGAAGCUAACCAGUAACCAGUUGCCAUCAAGUCAGUUCUUGACUUGUGGCUCAGAGAAAUAUAUUUAUGUUCAUUAAAAGAAAAGAAGAUUCUAGCAGAGUUGUCCAGAAUGAUUUACACCUCAGGUACAUUUUGAACUAGAAGAGACAAAAAAAAAAAAAAAAGUUUAUUGAGUACCUAUUAUGUGCUCGACACUAUUGAGGCACUUUCACAGAUUUGUUGCAUCCAACUCUGAGAGUCUAUUGCAGCUCCACAUACUUUUCUCCAAACCCUAUUUUUUGUGACUCACUGACAAGCCUACAAAGACCAUAUAUGAGUUAAAUUUGUGGGGUAGAACAUCCUAGGAUAAACCCUGGAGGGUGUUGUGUAUGUUCAAGUUGUGAGUUCUGUGGUAGAUGGAGAAGUUGGCCAGGGUGCGGAAAGAAGGAAGCAUAUCACUUAGUUAUUUUCUGAUUUUCAGCGGCAACCUGAGGUCUUCCAGAAGGGGUUAUAUAGUCCUGACCAGCACAGCUUUGUGGCGGCCCUCCUGUCUGCCAUAUUAUCACACUGGUGAGCCCAGAGAGUGCUGCCAAGAAGUAUGAGAGGGCUGCUUUGAAAGCUCUGUCCAAUGUACGAAUAUCCAGUGUCUUCCACAUAGCUCCUGUGGGUACUGGUGGGAGACAAGAUACCUUUCUUGAUAUGAGUUCCUGGUGGUUUACUGGAGUCAACAAGAGUGUUUUGUUAUUCCUUGUACUUCUGGAUCCAAAGUUCUAAGGGAACAGAGGGGCCCCCAAAUCUGCAAUUGACAUAAACAAAUUAAAGUGACAGAGUAACAGGAAAUGGGCCAGGGCGCAGAAACAAAGAUGUUCACCAGAACCAUGGGGCAGGGUAUCAGAAACUAGCCCACAAACUUCUUUAAAGUUGUCUCUCAGAAGCAGCCAGAUGAAACAAGCCCCCAGAGACAUGCCCCCAGAGACACGAGACACGCGUAGAACAUUGACCUGUGACUGCUGUGUGACCUUUCACCAGGGGCAGCGAAGGGUGCAGCUGCAGCUGGGUAUCGAACUCAGGGAGUGAGAGACUGUGCAGGCAUGACACCCCAUAAUAAGUCCUACUGUGAAUCCCAGAGGCCUAUGGGACAGGAGCCAUCUUAGAAAGCAGCUGCGCGUGCACCUUAGGUAGCCUAUCCCCACCCAAAACCGGCUAGUUGCCAGAAAACCCCACCUAUGCCCCUGAAUAAACAUGAAUCUUUUUCCUGCUCAAGUAUUUUUAAAAGCCCUUGAAGUCCUUCGUUCCGUGAGACGGGGAUAAGCGUUGCCUAGGCCUUCCUUAUCUCUGCUUGCAAGCCUCUUCAAUAAAGCUUUGCUGGUGUGCCUUACCUGCUCAUUCUUGACCAGCGAGAGGCAAAAACCUUAUUUAAUUAAAGGCAUAGAGACUCUGGCAACAGUUCUGAAUCUCCUAAAUAUUUCUACUUGUUUGUCUUUGAUUGAACACUCACCUCGGUCAAUCCUAAGCUCUAAUAUUAUGCUGGUCUACCAGGAUGGACACUAAGUGACAAAGUUUUAGGAAGAGACCCUAAAACUUUAAACCUCCUUGAAGCUUGUUAUAAACUUCAGUGUUUAUGUGCCCACAAGUAAGAAUUUCCACACUUCCCUGGGAAGUUGGGGAAGAGCUAAGAGAUUGAAGUAGAAAUGUAUUUGGACAUAAAAAUAUUUUAGUCAAGCUGUGAAGAAGCUGCACAGGGGAUGAUUUGAGGCCCCUGGAGCCAUCAAGUAGCAUGAUUGACAAUACUGUUUGGAGAACAAGGGUGUCCUUUGUGAACAGUUCUUCACACUUACCCACACUCCACCUUCCAGCCCUGUCUCUGUGUCUUUUAAAUCUAGUACUUCAGAUUUGGUUAGAUGAUAAUAGACGCUUGUCAUGCCCAAGUGAAAGGUUCCAAAGGGAGGUUGGAAGGGUCUUAUAACCCUGAGGAAGAAAGGGGAUGUUUACAGUCCAGUUGAACCUAUCCAUCUAAAGAGCUUUAGCCAGCUUCCUCCCAGUUGGCCUAAUGGAAAGCACACUUCAUCACAGCAAGUGACAGUUUUGUCUCAAAAAAAACACAGAAGGUAGACUCAAAUGAAAAAGGCAUAUUCUUUCAAUUCACUUCCUAAGGCCCUCUUACCUUUUGUCUUUAGCCUACUUGUAAUAAGUGCUAUCAAAUUAGCCAAGAAUGACUCUAUCUGAGCAUCCAAGAGUCGGGGCCUGUCUACAGAAAUUAGUGCCUAUGGCAAUUAGUUUUAAAUGGCUGAAUGAUCUCUCACAGCUGGCAGUGGAAACUUCGAUGGCCAAUAGAAACUGCUCAUUAGAGCCCCUCCUCAAGCUGCACUGAGGGUACACACCCUACUUGCCAUACCUUAGUUACACCUCUGUCAAGAGGAGUGAAACCAAAGAGAUUGUGAGUAUGAUGUCAUUUCUCCUCAUAAGGAUUAUUUCCUUGUUCUAGAUUGCAAAAAGUGAAAUUAUUAUGUUAAAAGAUAUGAACAUUGUUAAGGACCUUGAUACGUGUUGCUGAACUGCCUUCUUGAAAAGUAGUACCAGAUCAUGACACUGAACUCAAGUUCCUUAUAGACCCACUGGUGUCUUUGGACAAUUUCUCAUAGUACCUUAGCAUUGUGUGUUUCUAAAGCUAACAAAAGAAAACAGUUAUACUAUAUUCCUGAAUCUUAACACCAGCUCCCAUUCUUACAAUUUAACCCUAACAUUGAUACUUAGAACUCUUUGCCCUACUCACUCUAGGGACUGAGUGUACUUCAAAAAUUAAUAUUAGAAUAAGUCCUUAUAUGUAAAGCUCUCAUUCCAGGAUUAUACCAGCCUGAAUAUAUACCCACUACACCAGCCAUACUCUUGACAUGAACUUCGCACAUCAACUGGCAGCAUUUUGUUAUUGGAAAAAAUAAAGACAUGUUCCUGAGGAAUCUCAGGGUGCCUCCUACAUGUACUUUUUAAAAUGUGCUUGUCAUUAAAGUAUUUGCAUUGUGUGUAGUCCCUUGAUGCGGAAAUAGACAAAGGAAAAAAGGAGACUUUGUUAUUCAUUGCUGUGUUUCAGCACCAAGAACAAUGCGGGGCACAUAGUAGAAGCUCAAUAAAUAUUUGUUAAAUGAGUGAAAUUUUCCUUCUUUUGUUGAGAAGUUGUCUCAUGGGGCAUUUGGAUGGUCUAAGGGUCAUAAAAAGGAUGCCUUUUGGGGUUUCUUCCUCAUCCACUUUUCAGGGAAUCAGCCAUCCAUUUGAUACCAGCUCUGCAGUCCCAGAAAUCUUGUUUAUAUAACAUGAUGUAGCCUUGCUAUAGAUGAUUGACUCAGAUAUACUUUCUCUUAUUUUGGAAUUGCACUAAGAGAUUUCUAUUUGUGACUGUACUGGUCUUUGGAAAGACCUUUCAGGAAAACUGGGAGUGAAAUCAUGGUCUCCUCUAGGUGGAGAUGGAGAGCAGAGAAAGGCCAUUUGCAGAAAGAGACAACAGAAAGAAGAGUAAAGGCGAAGUACAGUAAAAAUGAGCUUAGAUUCCACUGUGUACCCACUAGAGUUGCUAAAAUGAGGACAGACAAUACCAACUGUUGGUAAAAAUAUGGAGCAACUGGAACUCACUGCUAGUUGAAAUGUAAAAUGGUACAACUACUUUGGAAAACAGUUCAGCAGUUUCUUACAAAGUUAAACACACACUUGCCAUAUAACCCAGAAACCCUACUCCGUGUAUAUUCACAACAUACAGAUUUCCUCCGAGAUGUGCUGGAAUGUUCCCUGAAGCACCAUUUUAAAUAGUCCCAAAUGGGAAACAAUUCAAAUGCCCAACAUUAGUAGCCUGAAUGACUAAAUUGUGGUAUAUUCACAGAAUGGAAUGCUCCACAGCGGUAAGAAUGAAUGAAUUACUGUGACAUAUGGAUGACAUUAAUGAAUCUCAUAAGUAAAAUGCUGAAUGAAGAAGGUCAGUGUAAAAAAAUUAAUGUGUGCUUUUAGAUGUCAGGACUGUGGCUAGCCUUGGGGAAUGAGUGGAGGAGUGGAAGUUUCUGAGGUGCUGGCAAUGCUCUGUUUCUUGAUCUGGUGCUGGUUACAUUGCUGUGUUUAGUUUGUGAAAAUUUAUUGAGCAGUGUACUUAUGACAUACACUUUUAAAAAAAGACAUGCACUUUACGUAUUCAUAUUUCAGUAAAAAGAUUUAGGAAAAAUUUUUUAAUCUGAAAUUUUAAAAAUAGUCUAGAAACAGAUGAAUGCCUGCUAAUGUUAGCAGCAUUCCUUAGAUUCCAUGAGAAACCUGUACUGUUGUUUAAAAUUCCUUUUCUGGAUGUAAGGUAUCUUGUCUGGGUUUCUUCAGCCUGGGUAUCUAGCCAUUAAUUCCCAAGCCUCUUCCACUGGACGGAAGCUCUCCUAGUGACAUAGAUUUUUGGCCCACAAAUAUCCCUUUCCCCUCCCCCAUCCUGGCCAUCUUCGAAAGUAGAUGAAUCUGUUCUCUGCAGGAAAUUAAGUACAUAUUCAUCAAAUUGUCUAAGAUUGCAGAUGUUUAGUCUCAACUAACUCACCAAAUCCUCAUCUUCCCCAGAAAGGAAGCAGCAUUUCAUAUUUGCCUGGGAUGAAAGAUGGAGAAUGCUGGCAGCCAGAUCACCAGCCAACACAGUCUUGGGACACACAGUCUGGGAUGUCUUAUAGUCCGCCGAGACACUACGGGUUGUGGUUAAAACUGUGCUCAGAAGUUUGGUGAUUUGUCCGCCAGUUCAGUCCCCUAGAUGGUUUCCUGAGAAAACAGAAGCAAACUCAGUCCGGUUACUCCCACACAACUUCAAAAGGACAAACACCUAGCCCAUGAAGUGGAGGUUAUGGAGCAAUGAGGUGCUUGCAGCUUAGUAAAGAUUGGACCCUUGGCACUGAGCCCUAAUCUUUGCCACAUGGCUCAUCUACCCAGCUCUACUUCAAACCCAGACAACCAAAGUAGCACCUUUAUCUAGACAGGCUCAGAUUUUUCCAACUUCAUUCAAUACAAUAAAGAAUCAUUGCAAAGCCAAAGUUCUGGAUUUCAACACUUUACAUCUGUUCAGCAUCUUCUGUGACUACUUUCCCUCUGACCUUUCUUCUUGGAUUGAAUGCAUGACCUCACUUGCCUCUAACCACAAUAACUAGGACUCAAUGACGAUGUCUGCUUGGAAAUAAAAUUUGGCUUCGGUAGCAUCUUUCUGCCUCUGUAUGGUUUAGACAUCUCCAGAAUUUUUUGUACCAGGAGACAGAAGAGGGAGAUCUGGCAAUUGGGCGCUUCUGGAAAGUCUGCUUAGUGUCAGUGCAAAGUGAGAAUUUCAUUCAUUUACCCAACAGGCGUCUACUGAGUACCUAUUAUGCCCGUAAAUUAUCCUAUGUACUGACAGAGAAUACAGCCAUAAGCAAGAUAGAUAAAAAUCUCUUCCCUCAUGGGGUUUAUAUUCUAGAAGAAAGGGGAUAGACAAUGAACAUAUAAACAGAUAAAAGGAUAAUUUCAGAUAGCCAUAGAGCUAUGAGUAAAAGUGAAAAAAUGUGAUGAGAGAAAAUUGCUAAGACUAAGAUGGGAGUGAGCUGCUUUGGUAGGGUGGUAGAAGACCGCUCUGGGGAACAUUGCGUUUAAGCUGAGACUUAAAUAAUAACAUGAUUUGGGGAAAAGAGUAUUCUGGACAGAAAAAACAGCAAGCACAAAGGCCUUAAGGUGGGGACAAGCUUAGUUGUUCAGGAACAGAAAGGACAGUGUGGCUGGCGUGAAAGAAAGGGAUUUCAGAUGAAGCCCAAGGGUAUGCAGGGGCUAGAUCGUGUGAGAUCGUAGGCUGUGGUAAGGAAUAAAAUUUGCUUGCCUGAUGUAGACAGAUGAUUCAAAUUCUUGGAAAGCCUCAAAGGGAAAUAAAAUACAGUAGUAAUUGUGGGAGAGGCAGUAUAACCUAGUGGUUAGGGGUCUAGACUCUGGAAACAACUCUCUGGGACUACAUCCCAGCUGUACCACUAUGCUGUGUGAGUUUAGCAAAGUGACUUAACCUCUCUGGGCCUUGGUUCCUUCACCUCUAAGGUGGGGAUAAUAAUUCAUCCUCACAGAUACUGUUUUGCAUUGAGGAUUAAAUAAAUUUAUGUCUCUAAGUUUUUUUUUUAAGAUGCUUAGAACAAGGCCUGGCAUGUACUAUUUGCUCGAGUAUUUUAGUUGUUCCAUUGUUGUUGAUGUUAUUAAUAUUAUAGACUUACUACUAAUGGGAAAAAGACUUUCAAUGAGCUCUUCACUAUGUUCUACUUUAGUUUUAAAAAUUAGUAUGGAGUUAUGUUGUCAUAGAUUGCAUUAUCUGUCUUUAACUCUUCCUUUCUUCCCUUCUCCUGCCCUGACUUCUCUGGGUGGAGUGUAUCUCCUUAUUCCACUGACUUUGGGCUUGGUCAUGGGUUAAAGAUUGAAUUGUGUCCCCCAAAAUAUGUGUUGGAAUCCUAAGGCUAUACCUGUGGGUGUAAUUCUUUGGGGAAUAGGGUUUUCUUGUUAUGUUAAUGAUGCCAUUUCAGUGUAGGGUGUGGCUUAAGCCUAAUUACUUCUAAGUUAUAAAAAGAGUAGAUUAGACUCUUACAAAGCUGAUUAGACUUAGAAGCAAGCACAGAUGGAGGAAGGAUAAAUGCCACAUGAAGACUGCCGAGGAACCAAGGAACACUGGGGCUACAGAGGCUGAUACAAGGAUCUUCCCCCAGAACAGCAAAGAGAGCCUUCUCCUACAGACAGCGCCCAAAUCCAUUCUCCGCCAUCUUUGCUCUCUGAACCUCUUGUUUUAGCUUAAAAUUUCUGAGUGGGUACUACUUAUUAAGUGAGCCUAAGUCAUGUGUUUCAGCUUUCAGGAUAACCUGGGAAUUGCCACAUAGUGGGCAGUAACAUCUGUGACCACCAGCCUCGACCCAGUGCACAGCUAUUCAGCUGAAACACAAGAAUACAGCCAAACCAGCUGUUAAAAUAUUUCCAUGCCACUUCUUGAGAAACCCAGGAGUUCGACCCUGUCCCGAAGCCUGAGACAUGGUCUCAUAUCCCACCCCCAAAGGCUCUGGCCACUUUCCAAAAGGAACCCGAAGAACCAGGUACAGAAGAUCCCCAAGGAAAAGGAGAAUGGCAUCACCCAGCCAGGGUCCAGGAAGGGCUGUGUGUCUGUGGUUCUGAUGAGGGCCUGGAUGAGGCCCAGGUGAUGAAAACCUUCAGGGCAGGCUCACUGGAGAAGCUGGUGGACCACCUGGUGCUCACAUUCCUAAAGGGUAACUUCUCCUACCUCAGAACCUUCCUGGGAACCUAUAGAACCUAUGCCACCACCCAGCAGGUCCUAGACCAGCUGCUCCAAAAGUGAGUGCCACGCCCCCCACAGCCCAGUGGAGACUCUGUCCCCUACCAGUUGUGAGUCUGCAGAAUGUCACUUCACCACUCAGAGCCUGUUUGCUCCACUGAGAAGUGGGUUGGUAAAGGACAAAUCAGCUAGAAUUACUGUCAGGACCCCGUGGGACAAGCCAUGGAAAGUGUGUACUGAAGCCUAGCUCUUUAGUAAAGCAUUUUGGAGGGGCUGGGAUGUUCACAUUUAUUAUUUUCUUCUCCCCCAUAAAGAAAAUAUCUGCCUCAGCCCUCACUCACCAUGUGCCCUUGAGCAAACCUAUUUCCCAUUUGUAAGGGGGAGGUUGAGAUUCCAUUUAAUGGGUCCUUGUCCUUGGUAUUGCCAGAACGGGGAUCUUGGAGGCUGGUAGAAGGGUCCCAGGAUUCUCAGAUACCUGGGAAGGUGCUGCUUGGGUUCACCCAUUCACCAGUUUUCUACGAAGCCCCUACUGUUGCAGACACUGUUAUAGGCACUUAGCAUCGUUUAGUAGACAAAGCAGAUAGGAAACCCUGCCCUCCUAGGCCUCCAUUCUAGUCGGGGAGUCAGACAGGAACACCAGACAUUUUAAGCAGGUAGUGUCCACAGUGCAUUAGAUGUGACACCCGCACGCCACCUCUAGGUAUGGAUGUAACCACCCGUAUUCUGCCCAGGAUGCUGAACCCCAAGACCAGCUGAAAGGCUGAGUGGACUUUGGGUGGACAAAGAGGGGCUCCUGUCUAUUCAGAAGGGUGGAGGCUGUACGGGACCUGUGUCUGGAUUGGGGCUGGGCAGAUUCUGGACCUCACACAUCUGGAUUCCACUACAGGAAUGAGUUUAGAAGCACCUCCUGCAGGAGAUAGGCAGUCAUAGAGAGCUAGGGGUGGAACCUGGGCAUUCUGGGGAGCAGAGGGGAGGCUGGAGCCUCAGAGAGGCCCCUGAGAGAACCCAUCCCCGCACAAUCCCCUCACAUUUCCACUUCCCCCCCCAAUAUUGGGGGCCCAAAAUAGGAGAUGCGGGGUGGGAGGGAGAGAAACCUGCUCCUGAAUCUCGAUCCCCAGUUGUGGAUGCUCAGCUGCCAUGUGGGGCCCCUGUCCCAGGGGAGAACAGUGUCCAUGGGAGAAGAGACGAUCAUACGUGUGCAGAGAAUCAGGCAGCAUGCUGGUGCACACUCUCCAGAAGAGGGGCCUGAGGGCCUAGGCAGCUGGGGCAGGGGACGGCCUCCAUGUGUCGCCCAGCAUGAGAUAAUCCUGGAGCACUAGUGUGUGCCAGGCUGUGAGAAGAACAUGCAGACACACAUCUCCGUGCCCUUAGAGGGUUACUGUCCAGUGGGGAGAGGGCCAGCGGAGAGAAAGGGAUGUAAUUCAGGCUCCCCGAGGAGGGAGAGUUGGUCAGACCGUUGAUGGAGAGCUCCCUGGGACGGAGGCUGUGUGCUAGCCCCCUGCUCAGUGACCAGGCCUGCCACUUUCAGGACAGCCAGAGGGUGUGAUGCAGGGUGGUGCUGACCUUUGGAGGGAUGGGCAGACAUAAGCGCCCUUUGCAGGGGUGCCCUGGGAGGGCAGUGUGUCGGGAAAAGCCAGGCCUGAGACCCUGCUUUUCACCACCCACCCCUAGUGCCACCUCUUUUAUCCUGCGCACAAUGCUGAAGGAAUACUCAGAGGAUUUCAAUCAGCCCCCAUAAUUCCCCUGCCUAAAGCUUGCGGUGGAGUAUGUGCAGGUGAACAUGCCAGGCUCACAUCUGGAGCACCGUGCCCAACUUCUCUUGGCCCAGCUGGAUCAAAUGGAGGUCACUGAGACAGAGCUGGAGGCUCCAGAGCGAAGGCCAGGGCAAGUUGUAAAAGUAGCUCAAGAUCCAUCUUUGCCCCAAGAACUGGCUCCUGCACCAUGUCCUGGGGUAUAUUCUGCUCCUGUACUGGCACCGGAGCUCCACAGCACACCACCUAUUACAUCCCCAGCUCCAGUACCGGCACCAGAUGGAGAGCCAGCUGGAGGGGUGGGUCUGCAUCCAGGGUCACCUCCAGAACUGGCUCCCACACCACUGGCUAAUGUCAAGCCUACUCCUGCUACAACACUGGAGCUCCAUACCACACUAGCUAUUUCAUCACCAGUACCUGCACUGGAACCAGAUGAAGAGCCAGCUGGAGGGUCAGAGUCUUAUCCUGGGCCACCUUCAGAGGCAGCUCCUGGACCACUGGCUACUGUCAAUCCUGCUCCUGCUCCAACACCAGGGCUCAAUGUAGCCCAGGCCCUCCUCCAGCUCCAUCACCAGCAUCAUAUGGACAACAGGAUGGAGAGGUGUAUUCCCAUCCUGGGCUACUUCCACAACCGGAACCUGGACCACCAGCUGAUGUCGAUCCUGCUCCUGCUCCAACACAGAAGCUCCGUGGAGCACCAAGUUGUUCCAUGACGAGCUUCAGCUGUGGCAGCAGAGGGAUAAUCCCAUGGACUUUCGGAUUCUUAACCUGGGCCACCUGCACAGCCAGAGAAUGGACAACCUGGUGAUAUGGAUCCUGGUACUGAACGGACACUGAAACUCAAUCGAGCAUCACCAGCUCCAGCGCUGCCACCACAUGGAGAGCUGGAUUUUUACCCUGGGCGACUUCCAGAACACGUUGAAGGAAAACUUCAUGAGUUACAUUCUGUUCUUGCAGCAACAUUGGAGCUGGAUACAUCAACAGGUCCUCCAUCAGCAAGUUGAGCAGACAGAGAGCCUGCUGGAAGAUCGGAUUCUCUUCCUCGGCCAACACCAUAAUGGGCUCCUGGACCACUUGGUGAGGUUGAUCAUGCUCCUGGACUAACACUGGAGCUCCUUAGACCACCAUCACGAGCUGCUUCACUGGCACCAGAUGAAGAGCCAGCUGAAGGGUCAGAGUCUUAUCCUGGGAUACAUCCAAAACCUGCUCCUGUACCACCUACUGAUGUUGAACCCACUCUUGCACCAAAAUCAAGCUUCACUGGCACAGGUCUUCCUUCUCCUUUUUCAUCACCGACACUAGAUGAAGGGCCAGCUGGAGGGGCGGAUUUCCAUCCUGGGCCACUUCCAACUGACUCCCAGAUAAACAGCUGAUAUUGAUCCAGCUCCUUUUCCGACACUGGAGCCCCAUACACCAUUAAGUCCUCCAUCUCCAGCUCAGUCUGGGGCACCAGAGGCCGAACUAGUUGCUGAACCUCCUCCACGGCAACUCCUUAUUGACAACCAGGGGACAUCUGCUCCAGAAGCAGACCCUUAUUUCUCCUCACCUGAGUGGGUAGUUCUUGGUUUUGUUGUAGUAUUUUCCCAGCUCAAUUUAUUCUGUAUAGUUUAUAGUAUUUUAACUGGUAGAUUUCUCAUUAAAGUUUUGCUGUAACAGCUUGCAAGUGUGUAAUAUAGUGGCUUUAUGUACUUUCACAAUCCUAUUCACCAUCAUCAGUAUCUCCUUCAGAACAUUUUCAUCACCACUGUGAUGGUUAAUGUUAUGUGUCGAGUUGGGUAGGCCAUGGUUCUCAGGGGUUUGGCAGACAUUAUGUAAUCAUACUCCAUUUUAUAAUCUGAUGUGAGCAGCCAAUCAGUUGGAAGAGGCAUUUCCUUGGGAACGUGACCUGCAAAUUAACACAUUUUCUGGGGUAUGCAGCCAUUAAUCUGGCCAAUGUAUUUUUCUCCAUUCCUGUUUUGAAGGACCACCAGAAGCAGUUUGCCUUCAGCUGGCAAGGCCAGUAGUACACCUUCACUGUCUUAUCUCAGAGGUAUAUCAACUCUCUAGCCCUAUGUCAUAAUUUAAUCCAUAGGGAACUUUAUCGCCCUUCAUUUCCACAGUAUGUCACACUGGUCCAUUACAUUGAUGACAUUAUGCUGAUUGGACAUAGUAAGAAAGAAGUAUCAAUGACUCUGCAGUUACUGGUAGAAUAUUUGCCUGGUAGGAAUUAUUCCCAAAAAAUUCAGUUGUCUUCCUCCUCAGUGAACUUUCUAGGGCUCCAGUGGUGUGGGCAUGUCAAGAUGUUCCUUGUAAAGUGAAGGAUAAGUUGAUGUAUCUGGCCUCUCCUACAACUAAAAAGAAGGCACAGCCCCUGCUGGACAUCUUUGUAUUUUGGAAGCAACAUACCCCUCAUUUGGGUGUGCUACUCCAGCCUAUUUAUCAAAUGUCUUGAAAAACCGCUAGUUUUGAGUGGGCCCAGAACAAGAGAAGACCUUGCAAGAGGUUCAGACUGAUGUGCAAGCUGUUCUGCCACUUGAGCCAUAUGAUCCAGCUAAUGAAAUGAUGCUUGAAGAGUCACUUGCAAAUAACAAUGUUAUCUGGGGUCUUUGGCAGGCUCCUAUUGGUGAAUCACAGUGCAGAUCCUUAGGAUUUUGGAGCAAAGCCCUGCCAUCCUCCACAGAUAACUACUCUCCUCUUGUGAAACAGCUUUUGUCUUGUUACUGGGUCUUAGUAGAGACUGAAAUCUUAACCAUGUGCCACCAAAUGACCAUGUGUCCUGAGUUGCCCAUCAUGAAUUGGGUGUUGUCUGACCCAUAGAACCAUAAAGCUGGAUGUGCACAGCAGCACUCCAUCAUUAACUGGAAGAGGUAUAUACGAUACAGGGCCUGAACAUGACCUGAACACUCAAGUAAUUUGCAUAAGGAAAUGGUCCAAAUGCUCAUGGUCCUCACUCCUGUCAUAUUACCUGCCCUCUCCCAGGCUACACCUAUGGCCUCACUGGGAGUGCCUCUUGAUCAGUUGCCUGAGGAAGAGAAAACUCGUGUCUGGCGCAUUGACCGUUCUGCAUAAUAUGUAGGAACCACUUGAAUGUGCACAGCGGCAGUGCUGCAGCCCAUUUCUGGGACUUCCCUGAAGGACAGUGGUGAAGGGAUAUCUUCCCAAUGGCAAAACUUCAAGCAGUGCACCUGGUUGUUCACCUUGCUUGGAAGGAUAAAUGACCAGAUAUGCAAUUGUACACUGAUUCAUGGGCUGUGGACGAUGGUUUGGCUGGAUAGGCAGGGACUUGGAAGGAACAUGAUUGGAGAAUUGGAGUCAAGGAGGUACGGGAAAGUGGUUUGUGACAGACUUCUCUGCAUGAGCCAAAGAACUCACAUUAAUGAGUGGUGACUCCUUGUCUUUUACCAGGGACCCUUGUUUCUGCAUUGGGCCUUUAGUGCAGACAAAACCCCUUAUUGCCCUAAACACCAUUGUGGAUUGAAAUUAUCAUUGCUGGGUGUUUCGUCCUGUGAUCUGCUGAACUGGAAUAAUGAAGAGAGGCAUAGUAAUAUGUGUAGGACCUUUCCCACUUAUUAGCUGUGAGAUCUUCAGGAAAUUACUGCCCCUCUCUGACCCUUGGUUUCCUCAGCUUUACAAUGGGACUAAUACUGUCUUCCUCACAUCACUAUUGUUGAGGAUUACAUUGCAAUAUUGGUGAAGCACGCAGAACGAUGCCUGGCACAUAGUAGGCAAUCAAUGAAAGGGAGUUAAAGCAAGAGAUACAGGAAAGGUGGCCUAUAUGCACGUUCAUUCUGGGAGUGCAGGGUAAAGUUGAGGGAAGGAUUUCUUGUCACCCAGGGCAUCAAACUCCUUACUAUAUAGUUGUCAGUUAGGUCCUUCCUUCCCAGGCCCCCACCUUCAAUGCCUGAAGAGGUUCAUUUACUCGAGUCUUUCUUGGGACAAGUACAGGUUUCACAAGGAACGUCUGAACCCAUACAACGAAAUGGAAACUAUAUACAGUUUAUUGUGGUUAACAAAAUUGUGUAGUGAGUAGACCACCACUAGUUUUUCCCUCUUCUUCAAGAAAUGAAGCUACCAAGUCAUAUUUGAGCAGAUCUUGACAUCCAGUUUUGCUAUGCAGAUGUAGGCCAUGAAUAAGACAUUUGUAUUUUAAUAGGAAAGCAGCUCCUCUUGUAGCAUGCAGAAGUGUAAGGAAGAUUUGUACAAGUUACACAAGAAACUCAGGGGUCUCCUGUCAGAGAAGGAAUUGAAUGUAUCUUAUCACAACCCACCAUGGCCAACAUCGGCACCAACCAUCACUACUACCACGACCACUACCUCCAUCACCAUAACCAUCACCAUCUCCACCAUACAACCCACCACCACCACUUCUACUACCACUGUCACCACCAUCACCAACACCAAUACUACCAUUUCCACCACCACCAUCACACGACCAACCAUAAUCCUCACCAUAAUCACCAUCACCACUUCCAUCAUACAACCCACCAGCAGCAUCGCACCACCUACUGUCACCACCAUCACCAUGCUACCCACCACCACUUUCACCACCUCCCUUACACAACUCAUCACCACCGUCAUUACCAGUACCAUCAUCACCAUCACUCUUACCAUCAAUUUUACCACCAUCAUCAGUGAGCCCCGUGCCACCAAAACCACCCCCAUUACUCUCAAUAACGACAUCAUCAGCAUCACCACCUCCAUUACAAAACCUGUCACCACUACCAUUACCACCCUCACGUUCACCAUUAUUCCUUUCCCUGUAAUUCAGAUCUCUAAGUUUGGCCCCUAAUUCUUCUAAAUGUGUGGUGUUCACUUGACCCUGUUCAUCUAACCCCCUCUGGUGGCCAUUAUACAAAUAACAGGUCGAAGAGCAACUCAGGGCAAUGGCUGCUUUCUCUUUCAUCAGUAUUUCAUUCAUUCAUAUGAACAUCACCUACUAUAUGUCAGACCUUACACUAGAUGCUAGACAUAAGAAACUAACAAAAUAGAACACUGCAGUCUAGGGUGGUAGACAAACAAGUGAAUAGAUAGUUACAAAUUAGUGAAACAAGGGUCAUGGAGAAGCAUACAGAGAAUGCUGGGAGUGUACAGAGGAUACUUGGGCUGGCCUUGGCAUUGGGUUAGGGGCAAUGAGGGAAAGUGGAGAAGCUGGGGAUUGAGAAGGGCAGGCAGAGUUCCUAAAUUCAAGGAGGAGUAGGAGAUAAGAGAAGUAAUUGGGAAUUCAGUGAGCUGCCAGGAUGCUCGUUCAAUAUGGCAGAAGUCAGAACACAGGUUUCAAGGGAGAAGAGCAACAGGUGGGGUCAGAGAGAUUGGUUGUGGCCAGAUCACAAAAGGUGUUUUAUGUCACACUAGAGAUUGAGCUUAUAUCCUCUAGGAUAGUGGUCUCCAAAUUUUUUUGAUCAUGUUCCUCAUCAAUAAAAAUAUUUGCAUACACACCUCCAAUACAUGAAUAUUUAUUCAUUUAUACAUUUUAUACCUAGGCAGUGUAGUGUAAUGGUUAAGAGCUUGGUUUCUGGAGCCAGAUGGACUAUAUUCCAAAUCCUGGCUUCGCUACUUUUUAGAGGUGUGACCCUGAGCAAACAACCUCUGUAUCUCAGCUGCCCCAUUUUUAAACUGAGGUUAAUAGCAGACUCACCACCUCUGAGGGUUGCAGAAAGGGCCAAAUUCAGUAAUUCGUGAGAACUUAAAACAAGCCUGGCACAUGAUAAAUGUUAUGUUAACUUGCUGUCAAGUUGAUUCCGACUCACAAUUACACUAUAGGACAGGGUGUCACUGCCCCAUAGGGUUUCCAAAGUGGAUUGGUGGAUUCCAACAGCCAAUCUUCCAGUUGGCAGCUGAGCUCUCAAGCAAUGGGGCACCAGGACUCCGAAUAUUAUUCUAUACAUACACUAUUGAGUGCCAUUAUAAAAGUGGAGUUGGAAUUUAUACCUAGUAGGGGCUCCACCAGAAACUCUGGUGGCGUAACCGUUAAGUGCUACAGCUGCUAACCAAAGGGUUGGGAGUUCAAAUCCUCCAGGCGCUCCUUGGAAACUCUAUGGGGCAGUUCUACUCUGACCUAUAGGGUCGCUAUGAGUCAGAAUCGACUCAACGGCACUGGGUUUUGUUUUUGGUUAGGGGCUCCACCUACCCCAGAAAAUCUGUUUUAACACAAACUCACUUCAAAAUGUCAAGAAUUAUUUUUCAUCCUCAAAACUUCUAACUGGAAGAGCAGACCACUUCUAACCCCUCACCCUACCUAACAGUAAAUGGCCUUAGCCUCUCCUGAUUGUACUUAUA